This is a messenger RNA of Cucumis melo (muskmelon), 3080 nucleotides long. RefSeq lists its product as uncharacterized. The record is from RefSeq and is a predicted model, not a curated record. Gene Ontology annotation, molecular function: zinc ion binding. Bases 339 to 2678 code for a protein of 779 amino acids. Lineage: Eukaryota; Viridiplantae; Streptophyta; Magnoliopsida; Cucurbitales; Cucurbitaceae. Gene Ontology annotation, cellular component: nucleus. The transcript is spliced from 7 exons.
GGUUGGAAUUGUAUUUAAACUCAAAAAUCUCAAAAAGAAAUAUUGUGAAACAAUAAGAACAUACCUUAAAGAUCAUCAUCGAUUCACCAUCAUCAAAUCAAUGGUGUUGAUGCAAAUUACAGAUGGUGCCAUUGCCGUUCAUCUCUAAACUCAGGGCCAAGUCGGAGACGGAGAUACAGACCGAUUGAUACUUCCUCCACUCCUCGACGCCCAACACACAAACACAAGAAAACGCGGCACCAAAGAAUUUCGCCGGAGCCCUCGAUUUGCUGUUUCGUCUCUCUUCCGCACACAAACUUCCAAUUUUCCUUCGAGAUUCUGAUUUUGCGAAUCAACCCAUGUCGCAGGAUUCAGAGAAGAGAUUUCAUUCCAUCAUGGACAAGCUCUUUCAGAAUGCACAAUCCAGUCCUAACUCAAAUUCCGCAUCUUCCGCCUCCUCCUCCUCCAGUCCAUCCGGAGUACAAUUGUCGAGAGGGAAAAAACGGCCGUAUUCUUCGUCUGCUUUGGUAGUGGGAGAGCUGAGGUCAAAAAGUGAUGUUAUUGAGGCAUUGCAGAAGCAUUCUUCAGCUUCUGUUGGAUCCUCUGAUGCUCCAUUGUGCAGGCCUUGGGACCGUGGAGAUCUUUUGAAAAGACUAGCCACAUUCAAGUCAAUGACAUGGUUUGGUAAACCUAAGGUAGUGAAUGCUAUAAAUUGUGCUAGAAGAGGUUGGGUCAAUGUAGAUACGGAUACUAUUGCCUGUGAAUCGUGUGGAGCACGUCUUCUUUUCUCUACCCCAUCUUCCUGGAAUCAGCAACAAGUUGAGAAGGCCGCAUUGGUAUUUAGCUUAAAGUUGGACAAUGGGCACAAGUUACUAUGUCCCUGGAUAGAUAAUGCCUGUGAUGAAGCAUUGGCUGAUUUUCCUCCUACCCCUCCUCCAGUUUUAGUUAAUAAAUUUAGGGAGCGUUAUUCAAUGUUACUACAUCUUUCAGCUCUCCCUGUUAUUUCGUCUUCAUUUCUCAAAUGGAUGAACAGUCCUCAUCUCAUGCAAUUUAUUGAAGAAUUAACCUUGGGGAAUUUUGGCAACGAGUCUCUUGACAAAUCUGAAAUGGAGUACCUUGGAGAUGGACAUGACUCAGAUACUCCUAAAGUAUAUUAUCAGGCUCUAAAGCUAAUUAGCUUGUUUGGAUGGGAACCCCGUUCACUGCCCUAUAUAGUUAAUUGCAAGUCAGGAGGGUCAGAUCAAUCUCUCAAGAAAUCCACCACUUUUGAUUCACAUCCUACAGUCAGUCUCUUCACUACUGCCACCAAAGAAAAUGUAGAUGGAAAUAGAAUUGCUGAGCUUUCAAGUGAAUUGCAAUCUCAGCCUAAUUCUGUUGUUUUAGAUUGCCGGCUCUGUGGAGCUAGUGUUGGAUUAUGGACUUUCCAUACUAUUCCUAGGCCUGUGGAAAUCAUCAGAUUGGUUGGACCCACUGAGUUAAACAGUGAGUCAGGCACUCAUGACUCAGGCAAUAAAAGUAUCAUCAAUCAUGCAGGUAUUGGUAAUGUUGGAAUAUCAAAAUUAACUUCAACAAUUGCAGGGGGGCCUACCCCUGCACGACAGAGUUUCAAGGCCACCAUCACUUUGCCUGUAAUUGGCCAAAGUUUAAGGGCUAGGCUAUUUAAUGAUGAAAAAUUUAGUGAUCAGGUGUAUAAUGACCAAGAAAUGGUCCAAGCUGAUUCCUCGGAUAGAAAAAUGUCAGAAAACAGCAAAAGCAAUGAAGAUACCACCCCAAGUGGACAAACAGAUCAGCCAGAAGACGGAAGAUUGUUACAGAAUCAAACAAUUGAUCCUGGAUGCGGUACUUCUGGUGAUGAUCAGACUUCUUUGUUGGAAGGUACGAGUGUUACUGAUCAGGGAACCUUACCUCAAUCUAGUUUGAAUGGUUCAACUGAAGAAACUCAAGUAAAGAGCACAGAGUGUGUUCCUGCACAGAAAAUUGAAGCGUUGGAGAAUGCUGAGAAUUCAAUAAAGUCGGAUUCUGGUAAUAAAGUAGCAGAUCUCUAUCCCCUAGCUUCUCCAGUCGAAAAUCCUUUGAUGUCAACAGAUGCUGUUAUGAUCACAAGUAGUGAAUGCAGUGAAAAGGAGCUACCUUCUGAUGUCUCUGACCAAUGUGAUUCCCAACAGGUUUCAGAAAAUGAUAAUUCAAAUAGCAAAGAGGUUUCUUUGGCUGACUCGCAGGUGACCCCAUGUAAAUCUUCGCGCCUUGAAGAUGAUACAAAUACCGAUGUUGCUGGUAUGGAAGAAUCAAUGAAAGACAAACUUCGUUCUGAUAACCGCACCACUUCAGAAAACCAGGCCCGUGAAGGAGGUGACCCCAAUGACAAAGUGCAUACCUCAGUGAACAGCAUGCAUCUUGCCCAUGGUGGAGAGGAUUAUUCCAAGGGUGUAUCAUUGGGUAGUGCAUUGGAGUUCGAUCCAAUCAGGCAGCACAGAUACUUUUGCCCUUGGAUUGCCACAGGAAAUGUCGCACCUGGAUGGAAACAAACCCUAACUGCUCUACAGCGUGAAAAAAGUUCUUCACCACAUUCACCUAAGAACUCUCCAUCAGCGUCCCUCAUUAAGGUCAAUGACCCCGUUACAUCGGUUCGAAAUCUAUUUACGUCUUCUGCAAAGAAAUUGAAAAGCAGACUAAUUUCUAACGAAAGAACCAAGCACUAGACACUAUCGGUCACAUGUGAACCUGACAGAGCUUCCAGGGUUGAGUUUCUGCCUCUUCUAAGGUAUGAGAUACACACCCUUUGAAGAAGGAUUUUUCAUGUCAUGCCGUUCCCUAUUGAGUAAAUUCUCAAAUGAAUGUAUCUGUGGCCGUAUUAGUAUCUAUUUGUUCUCAAACUAGUUAUUAUGGGGUUUUGUAAUAGUACAGUAAUUUUGACUCGGUCUCUAUUUGUAGCUUGCAAUUUUUGGAAUUUAGUUUGAGGUUAAGAUUGACGAGUUUGGUCGUGGCUAUUAAUUUAGAGAGUUAUCGAAACAUAGUCAUAAAUUUGUAAGGUAAUGAUUUUGAGCGUUACCAACCUGAGUAUAACUAAAUGGUAAUUAACAUGCACACCUCAUGUUUUCGUA